AUUCGCAUCUAUCAUCAUGUCUUCAUUUAAUUGCCACUGUUGGACAUCUAUAUUACUAUGAUCUUCUUGCCAUAGCUUGCAACAAUGUUUUAAAACACCUUUGUUUUUGUUGUAUUUCGACACCUUGAAACGUCACCCGCAAUUUUCUCAAAAACACUCUGAUAAAACUUUUUACAAUACCUUUUGCCAUCGUUUAGACAACUAAUGUCAGGUCUUAGAUGCCGGCGUCGUAUACCCAAAAUUAUCCCUUUAUGACAAGUUAUCCGCUCUUAUGUGAAAGCGGAUAUGACGUCAUAACGUUGCUAGGGUAACUCAGAUCGUGGUAAAACGUAUAUCAUUUGAAACUUUCCUCUUUCUCUAGCACACCAGAGACGUUUGAUUUGCUCUUGGAUUAAUGAUGGUGGUGCUCUAGUCYCUCAAAUUAAGUUGAACAGUAUCGCUAAUCAAAAAUCUGAUCGAACCACCGUAAGGCACACCACGCCUGGUGGAUACAUUGUGAGUUGCGGGGUUACAAGCAUUCUAUUAGCUCAGCUCAAAUAACUUCAAACUUUUCGCCUCACAGGGAGAUGCCGAGGAUCAAAAUGUUCAAGAAUUCCUUUGCCUUCUGGUCUUCAAUCGCCCUAAUUUUCUGCUUAACCGAUGUUUCAUGUCAGACGCGGAAGUGCUUAGGAACCUCCCGCCAUUGUUCUGGGCGAUAUGGGAAAAUGAAGUCUGUCUGUAGAGCGGGAUAUUGCGUGUGUACUGGCCCACACUACGGUUAUGACACUUGCCUGCCUGAUGCAUAUGGAUGUCGAAUCGAGAUUAAUUCUAAUACAGCCCUUGCCAAACCACAGUAUAACAAACAGCCCAUUAGGACAAUCUACAGCUGUACGCCUAGCAGCAGUUCGACACAGUACGAAGUCCACGUACUGUCUGUGUACGAAGGGAAUAGGCACACACGCCCUCCAUCUGCCGGUGAUACUAAUGUCAAUAUUAUCAGCGGUGGCCAGUCAGGCAAACCUGUUAUACUCGUGCUUGCCAGCUAUGAACCUGUUAACUGGAUUCUCAAUUUACCAGCUGGCAUAACCAUCAGUAGAGUCAUCCUUGUUGCCUAUUAUGUGGAUGAAAGCUCUGUUACUGGAGACGUGAACCAAGUUCAAGUAGUCAGACAGAGAGGCACGCGUGAUUCACGGUGGAGAAGAGGAUAUGGCAAUGAUUUAGGAGGAGGUGAUACCGUGGGGCUUCUGCAGAGAGUAUACAACAGAUUUGGUGUAGUGACGUCAUUUACGGGCACUUACAAAGCAGACGAAUGGUCACUGGCGUUAUCUUCCCCACAAGGUACUAAGACCUACAUAUCAUUUUUUCUUGCCUUAUGCUAUCAGUAAAAAUUAGAGAAUCGCAAUAGCACGGGCCGGAAUAAGAAAAACCACGUCCCUUCACUCACACAUUCAAAAAAAGAAAAAGAACCUUUCUUUUCUAAAGAAAGCUUACGUCUCUCAGUCAACUUUCAAAUGGUGGUGG
This is a messenger RNA of Orbicella faveolata, 1500 nucleotides long. RefSeq lists its product as uncharacterized. NCBI's taxonomy places the organism in Eukaryota, Metazoa, Cnidaria, Anthozoa, Scleractinia, Merulinidae. The record is from RefSeq and is a predicted model, not a curated record.